Messenger RNA from Dermacentor andersoni, 525 nucleotides. RefSeq lists its product as uncharacterized. NCBI's taxonomy places the organism in Eukaryota, Metazoa, Arthropoda, Arachnida, Ixodida, Ixodidae. The record is from RefSeq and is a predicted model, not a curated record.
UUCCUUCUAAUCAACAUGCGACAGUAAUGAGAAAACGUUUCCCUCUAAGUUCCGUGUAAUUGUGCUGUUUCAAGUGAAGUGCGCAAGUUGUGGACUACCCGCCAGUCGAAACCCUACGCAGGUGACGGCCAUUUCGGCCCUGGUGGCCGUCAUGCUGUCUUCCAACGAUAGCUUGGCUGCCGAGCUGAUGGUGGUGUCGUCGUUUGCCUACGGCUACAUCUCGCUCAUGAUGCUCGCGGGCGGCAUCGUGUCCCCUUACACGCAAGCAUUGCUGCCGCUGUCGCUAUACUAUCUGCUGUACCACCUCAUUGGCAGCGCCUUCCUCUUGCUCAGCGGCGGUUGGCUCAUGGGCGUGGCCAAGGGCGAGUUCCUCAUGCAGGUCGCGGCGGGUUCCGGAAUUGGCUGCGGGAUAAUGCACUUUCUGCACGGCCUGUACACCUUCGUGACGGUUUUCCACCAGCCCGAGUGAAUGGUGCCAUCGCUUAGACUUUUCGCGUCUUUAUAUAUAAAAAGAUUGUGACUCUA